Molecule: messenger RNA, 5409 nt
Organism: Batrachochytrium dendrobatidis JAM81
Lineage: Eukaryota; Fungi; Chytridiomycota; Chytridiomycetes; Rhizophydiales
Exons: 11
Biological process (GO): regulation of ARF protein signal transduction
Molecular function (GO): guanyl-nucleotide exchange factor activity
Source: RefSeq, a predicted model, not a curated record
GAUGCAGUGUUUCUUCCACUUCGUUUGGCUUGUGAGUUGCGCACUCAUCCUGCUGUUCCCAUUGCUAUCGACUGCAUAGGAAAGUUGUUCUCCUAUGAUUUUUGGGGUCAUUUUGCAUCAGAAAGUCCAGAUCUGUUCAAUCAGGCUUUAUAUCGCCAUUUAUUUGUAAAUACUGUCGUGGAUGUAAUUUGUGCUUCAUUUAAUCAUACUGGCCAAACUGACGAGUCAACACAACUACAGAUUGUCAAGGCAAUCACAUCUGCAAUCACCACGUCUAAUCCCAGAUCGGCUAUUCAUGGAAAAUUAUUACUAAAAGCUAUGCGAGCAGUUUAUAAUAUAUUUUUACACUCUAAAACUACCAACGUGCAAACUAUUGCUCAAGCCUCAUUGACCCAGAUUGUACAAACCGUUUAUUCACACAUUCCUGAAUCUCUUGGUUCAAAUGGUUCCAAGUUGCGUGAUGGUGAUACAGGCAAUGAAAUGAAAGCAGUGGAUUAUCUUACAGUCGAAUCUCAGCCCAAUAACUCGAUGGAAACUGAUGAAGAUCAGUCAAAUAAUUCAAUCCUUGUUGUUUGUAUUGUUUGCUUGAACUGUGUUUUUGUUUUAUUACUCAACACACGACAUAGGAGUCAACUUUCCGAUAGAUCUGCUAGUGGAAGCAUGCCUCGAAAACAAAGCAAACGAAAAACUUUGGUGAGAACAUCACAGGAAAUUAUAUCCGCUCAAUCUGAAGCACGCCGACUUGGGUUGGAAACAGUAUACGACCAGCAUGUAAAGGACGCAUUUCUUGUUUUUCGAGCUAUUUGUAAACUCAGCAUGAAACCUUUUGGAACUGCAGAUCAGCCAACUGAUAUAAAAUCCAUUGCCAUGAGAUCCAAGCUUCUAUCCCUGCAUCUAGUGUAUCAGGUUCUUACACUGCACAAGCACGUCUUUUUCGCACCCGCACCUAUUCUUUUCUCUUGGAAAAAUCAUCAAGCUACGCCUACAUUACCAUCCGUUGCAUUUAUUCUUGCUGUCAAGCAAUACUUGUGCUUGGUAUUCACAAGAAAUAUUGUAAAUGUGCUUCCUCAUGUAUCUGAAAUCACCAUGGCGAUUUUUGGUUGCAUUCUACAAGAUCUACGGUCUAUUUUAAAAAAGGAAAUUUUGGUCAUGAUGACUGAAGUGAUUCUUCCAUUUAUUGAAAUUAAAUCUGGAAUUCCAUCGUCCACAUACCGACAAAGAGUGAUUUUGUGCAAUUCACUCCAUCGAUCAUUGUCAACACAUUCACAAAGUGGUCGGAUGCUGGUUGAACUAUAUUUGAAUUACGAUUGUGAUGCACAUUCUGGUCCAUCCGAAAACAUCCUAGAACGACUCGUGUCGGCAGUAGCAAAACUCAUUACUUCAACAGCCGAUGUAAUUAUUUCAGAAAAAUCUCCACAAAAUAUCGUGGUCAAAUCAAGCGGAAUAUGGUCGGGAGGUUCAAUGCCUUCCUUUGCCAUUGCAAAUUUACCUCAUUUGACUCGUGAUGAAAUCCGUGAAUUUUAUCUUGCUAGUGGUGAUCCCAACGAGCUAAAAUUAUGUGCAUUACAGCUUUUGGUCAGUGGUGUACUGAAACCACUUAUUGGUUGGUGUCAUGAACGGAUGAGUAGUGUUGCUGCUGAAGAAGCUUCUUUAACCAAAUUGGCAAGUGGUACUCCAGACGAGUUUAGUGACAAACCUAAAGCAGUUGUACCUGUUUGGGGAGGAUUGGAUCCUACCACUGGUUAUUAUCAUGGCAUUGAUGAUCCUACUGCAUUUGAAACGCUUAAAAACAAGAAACGUGCACUGAUUGAAGGCAUAAAGUUGUUCAACUACAAACCCAAAAAGGGUAUGCAAUUUUUACUCGACUCCAACUGUAUUUCAACUCGCACACCACGAGAUAUUGCUCGAUUUUUACUCACCGCUGAAGGGUUGAGCAAAGGAAUGAUUGGUGAAUUUCUUGGCGAGGGUGACGAUGAAAACAUUGCCAUUAUGCAUGCAUUUGUUGACGAAAUGGAGUUUACAAAUCUUGGGUUUGUUGAAGCACUCCGCACGUUUUUACAAAGUUUCCGUCUUCCUGGUGAAUCUCAAAAAAUCGAUCGGUUCAUGCUGAAAUUUGCAGAGCGGUAUCUUAAAGGCAAUCCCAAAGCAUUUUCGAGUGCAGACACCGCAUAUGUGCUUGCGUAUUCAGUGAUCAUGCUUAACACUGACCAGCACAAUGCACAGGUCAAGCGAAAGAUGACAAAAGCCGAUUUUUUGAAAAACAAUCGAGGCAUUGAUGAAGGAAAAGACCUUUCGAUCAAUGUACUUGAGCAAAUUUUUGAUGAAAUCAAUGCCAAUGAGAUUGUCAUGAAAGACGAGGUGGAAAAAGUGGCUGGAUCAGGUGGUGGUGACGAUAACCAAGAUACUCUUAAUCAGCCCAUGAGAAAACUAAAGAUAGAUCAAGCAGGAAUCAAUCUAUCGCUAAAGACCGAAGCCAUGUUUGGUAUAAUCACACGAGGAAGUGAUAAACUUGAUGGGAGUCCAGUUUCACCAGCACACACCAACCUAUCAAUUACCAACGAUUCUUCAUCUCCCACUGAUUCUAUUUUUAUCUCUGCCACUCAGUUUGAAAACGUCAAACCCAUGUUUCAAUUGCUGUGGAUGUCAAUUCUCAUGGCCAUAUCAACACCUUUACAACAGAGCGAUAACAUAGAUAUCAUUGAAGUAUCUCUGGAGGGCUUCAAGAGUGCUACGCAUUUAUCGUGUCUGUUUGAUCUCGAGUUUGAAAAACGCGCGUUUUUGUCCAGUUUAACCAAGUUUACUGUUCUUGGAAAUAUAAGCGAGAUCAAAUCAAAACAUCUCGAGGCUGCCAAAUUGCUUUUUCGAAUUGCAUUGGCUGAUGGGAAUUCUAUGGGUGAAUACUGGGGAAAUAUUGUGCGGUGUGUGAGUCAACUUGAAAAUCUGCAGUUGCUUGGUACUCAGGAUAGUGAUGACAUGACAUUCAGAACUCCGUAUGAUGUACGUAAAGAUACAUCCAAACCUACAGCAAUGCAGAGAAUUGGAGAUGCAAUCACUGCAGCUGAAAUUGCAUCUCAAACAAUGGCAUUAUCGGUAGAUCGCAUAUUCACCGCAAGUGCAAAAUUGUCGGGUUCUGCCAUUCUCGACUUUGUUCGAGCACUUUGUGAAAGUUCGUGGGAUGAAAUCAAGUCCAGUUCUGAUCGUGAACAUCCACGCAUGUACUGCUUACAAAGACUUGUGGAGAUUUCAUACUACAAUAUGCGUCGUAUUCGUGUUGAGUGGUCCAACAUUUGGGCCAUUCUUGGUAAGCACAUCAACCAAGUCGGUUGCCAUUCUAAUGCAACGGUAGCCUAUUUUGCUUUAGACAAGUUUCGACAGCUGGCCAUGAAGUUUUUGGAAUUAGAAGAGCUGCCCAAUUUCAAGUUCCAAAAGGAUUUUUUGCGACCAUUUGAAGAGAUUUUUAGAAAUAAUCCCGACGUAAAAAUCAAGGAUAUGUGCUUAGUUUGUUUGCAACAGAUGGUGAAUGCCAAAUCAAAGAAUCUGAUGAGUGGUUGGAAGGCAAUGUUUAGCACGUUUUGCAGAGCAGCUCAGGAAAAGCAUGAAUCCAUUGUAAUGCUUGCAUUUGAGGUGGUCAAGUCCAUUUCCAUAAAUCAUUUGGAUUUAGUCAUUCGAAAUUAUACUUUUGGUGACUACGUAAACUGUCUUGUCGAGUUUUGUAAAAAUCAGGAUUUUCCAAAAAUAUGCCUUCAAUCUGUAGAGCUUCUUCAUCAAGCAAUUGUACAUCUGCUUUCCACUCCGAUUUUACCCAAACCGGAAAUGCAAGUUCAUAUAGAACAAACAACACUUGCUGAUAAUCCAUCCAUUCGGUUCUGGUUUCCUGUUUUGUUUGGAUUAUACGAGGUUGUCAUGACCUGUGAUUUAGAAGUUCGUACUCGUGCGCUCAACUUUUUAUUCGAUGCUUUGGAUGAACAUGGAAACUCUUUUUCACAAGAUUUUUGGUCACUGAUUUACAAAGGUGUUUUGCUUCCCAUUUUUGACGAUCUUCGCAUUACUCGCAGUGAUCAAAGCAAGUUUUCCAACAGAGAGGACAUGUCUGUAUGGUUAUCCACAACUCUGAUUCUUGCACUGCGUAAAUUCGUCAAGCUUUUUUCGAAUCAUUAUUUGGCGCUGUUUUUCAUGUUCAAUGAGAUUGUUGAUCUGCUAUUGAUCUGCAUGACACAGGAGAGCGAAACACUGUCUAAAAUUGGAUCAACGUGUCUGCAAGAGUUUAUUGAAGAAAAUGCGACAAAGUUUGAUGCAGAUUCUUGGGAUAAAAUAUGUGAUCGGCUUGUUUAUUUGUGCGAAUUUACGAUGCCGGAUGAAUUGUUUUUUGACAUCAACGAAGUAGUCAAGCAGCCUUUAUCUGUCACGACAGACAAGGCUCCACACAGUGAUUCUGAUACAAUACCAAUACAUCCGCCACAGCUACUCCAACAAUCGCCAUUACCGAUCGAAAAAGAACCACAACGACCUUUAUGUGCGACUGGUAGACCUUAUUCUCACAAGCCGGUCAAAUCAGAAUUUCAACGCAUUAUUUUUAAAUGUGUAUUGCAUCUGCAAGUCAUUCAAACUUUGCAAGAACUUCUCUCUACUGAUCACAACCCAACCGUAUAUAAUUCUUUACAGUCAUACCAAGUGCUUAAACUUGUUGACUGUCUAUUUCAAAGCUACAAGUUUGCAAAACUGUUUAAUGCUGACGGGGAGUUACGAACCAUGUUAUUUAGAAUGGGAUUUAUGAAACAACCACCUAAUUUGCUUAAACAAGAAACUUUGAGCAUCUCUGGGUAUUUUAUGGCGCUAUUUUGCAUGUUUGGCGAUAUGUCAAAAGAACGUAUUUCUAGUCACGAUCAGAUUAAGCAGCGUUUAAUCCCGCUUGCAUAUGACGUUCUCUGUUAUUAUAAUACAUUGGAUCCGGAAAGCCGAAAGCGUAACAUUAGUGCAUGGCGACCAGUAGUUCAAAUUAUCUUGAAUGGGUUAUCUCGGUUUACAGAUUCUCAAUUUUCGGAACAUAUUUGGCAAUUUUAUCACCCAGUUGUUGGACUGAUUCAAUUUGAUAUGCCAUUUGAGGCUCGUCAAACCAUCAGAACGAUUCUUGUGCGAGGUGGUAUUGUAUUUGGCGCAAAUGCAACAUCAGCAGCUAGUUCCACAUAUACUGAUAUACCACAUUUAAUGACCAUCAAGAAAACAGAUAGUGUGAUCGAGUCUGCUACAAUGACUACAACCCCAACCCAUGACAAACCAUUUCAAGCAAGUUCAUCUAUGCAGUCAAGUUCCGCUGAUAUGCAAACAAGUUGUGAUGAUGCAUGUGUUUUGGUGACUGAUCCUGCCAAUAUUUCUUCAAAUCUAUUGGCUGAACAAACCAUUCAUGAGUGA